Rana temporaria (common frog) is the source of this 1174-nucleotide messenger RNA. RefSeq names its product olfactory receptor 52E8-like. Gene Ontology annotation, cellular component: membrane. The transcript has a single exon. NCBI's taxonomy places the organism in Eukaryota, Metazoa, Chordata, Amphibia, Anura, Ranidae. The coding region runs from base 64 to 1095 and encodes 343 amino acids. Gene Ontology annotation, molecular function: olfactory receptor activity; G protein-coupled receptor activity. Gene Ontology annotation, biological process: G protein-coupled receptor signaling pathway. The record is from RefSeq and is a predicted model, not a curated record.
GUUUCCUAGAGAAUUCAUUGAGCCAUUUCCUUCACUUGAUCUGAAGGCUUCAUUAUUUCCACCAUGGAAGGACUGACCCAAAACGAGACCACCAUUUCUUACACAGAAUUCGUCCUCUUUGGGUUUCCCGGCGUAAUAAAAUACCGGAAAUUAUUGAUGAUUCCAUUCAUGUUUAUCUAUGUGGUGAUCUUAUCUGGAAACAUCCUCAUCAUUCAUCGGGUUUUCGUUGAACCGAGCCUCCACUCCCCCAUGUACUUCCUCGUGAACCUCCUCUUCGCUGUCAAUAUCUCCUCCACAACUGCCGUCCUGCCAAAGUUCCUCCUCGGUUUGUCCUUUAAUAGUAACCAGAUCACGUUGUCCGGUUGUCUCAGCCAAAUGUUCUACAUAUACUUCAUGGCCAUUUUUGAGUCCGGCGUUAUCCUCUCGAUGGCCCUGGACAGGUUCAUAGCUAUCUGUCGACCUUUACGAUACAACGAUAUCAUGACCACGGGUUUGCUGGUCCAGUUGGCUCUGAUUGGGGUGGUGCGGAGUGUCCUCCUCGUUUCUCCAAUGGUGGUACUGACUUCCAGCGUCCGUUUCUGUAGAUCCAACGUCAUUCUGAACUUUGUCUGUGAGAACAUGGGGCUUCUGAGCCUUGCCUGUGAAGAUAUCUCCCAACAGCAAGCUGUAGGCCUCAUGGUUCGGAUCCUGGUCACCGUUGUCGAUGUCAGUCUUCUUCUGCUGUCCUACUCCACCAUUGUCUACACAGCCAUGAAGAUCGCUGUUGGGAAAGCCCGUCACAAAGCCUUACACACCUGUGGAGCACAUCUCACAGUGGCCAUGAUUAUUUACCUGUCUGCGCUGAUAUCCUCCGUUGUGUACCGCAUGCAUACGUACGUUUCCUACGACAUUCAGAACCUGUUUAACGCGCUCUAUCUCAUGAUACCGGCUUCUCUCAAUCCCUUUAUUUAUGGGCUGGGGGUGAAAGAGAUCAGGAGGUGCCUCACCAGGUCCUGGAGGAACAAGACUACGAUUGUCUCAUCAUCAUCCAUGCACAUUCGGGUCAACAAGACAUUCGUUUUCCGAGUCUUGGCAAAAAAAAAAGAAGAGAACUGAAAUCUUAGUGGGCGGUUAGGGUUGUGGUGAGGGUUAUUGUUAUCAGCUUCUCUCAAUUCUUUUAUCUAUGGACUGGGGG